UGACACAUUCACCCAAGUGAGUCCCAGCUGACAGACAGCCAUGAUGCAGCGUGGUGAUUUUUUACCUGUCAAACAGCAGCAGUCUGACCGCUUAUCUAUUUACAGCUCUUUGCAGUGACAUUUGGACGUGUGGCAAUGUUCUUAGGCUGAGGAAAGAGAUAGUCAAGUAUCUUCUGUCUUUCUCUUCCCUGCUGUUUUGAACUGGGUGUGAGGAGGCAUUAAUGCUGGUUCAUAAGUUUAAACUCACUGCAAGUCUUAUUCUGAUUUCUGUUGUCAUGUUAGCAGUGUUGUCAUGGAACAAAGCAAAUGAUACUGUUACUCACAUUUUAUCUAACAGGAAAGGUAAAGCUUGACUUUACAGUUACCGCUGCCUGGGUAACGUGAUCUCACAGACUGGUUCCACGGUCAACUCUGUCGCCACAGUGCAUUAGUGGAAAAGGUUAACUACAGACUCCAUCACUGUGUGUCCCGGCAGCAGCAUGGCCAAGAGAACGAAAGCCAAAAGAGAGACUAAAAGUAAGAAGAUGACCUUGAAAAUGGCCCAGAACUGCGUGGAGCUGACAUUGGAUGGGAAACACCGACUGGAUCUCAGUUUCAAGGGGGUUACAGCUGUUCCAAAGUGCGUCCAGAAGCUCUUUCACAUGGCUGAAGUGGACCUGAGCAGAAACAUGAUCAGAAAGUUUCCAGAUUUUAUUGCUCAGUUCAUUAAAAUGACUGUUUUGGAUUUGCACAGCAAUUGUCUGGAGGAGCUCCCCGUGGCUAUCAGCUACCUGCAGAACCUUAAGGUUUUAAACCUGUGCAACAACCGUCUCACAAGCCUCCCAAGCGAGCUCGGCCUCCUGAAUAAACUCCAAACACUGAACCUGGGUCUCAACCAGCUGGAAGCUCUUCCUGCCUCCAUUGGUGCACUGGAGGAGCUUCGCCACAUUGGCCUUUCUGAUAACAGAUUCACCCGCCUCCCCGGCUGCCUCUUGAAGCUGAAAAAACUGGAGAGUAUCAAGAUGGACAGGAAUCCAAUUAUUGCUGAGAAGAUACCCACUGAGAAACCAGUCAGUAUUUCAGAGAGCUUUUACCUAGUCAAAGAAAGCUUCCUGUGCAAAGAGUGUCUGAAUAGGUGCCAAGCUGAGAGGAAGGAGCUGAGGGAGGAAUAAAUACCAUACUGUGUUCUUAACUCAAGAGUGCCUUUCACUUACAGUAGUGCAUGUUACUCUGAUCUGUACUCUACAUAGUACAUAGAUUCAAUUCAUAUCAGACAGUAACAGAAAACAUUGCAAUAUCCCUUGUAAGUGUAUUUAAAGAGUUAUACUUUUACACACAAUUUAUACAAUUACCAUGCUUAUAACUGCAUGAUAAUUAGAUACAAAUAAAGUAUUUUGACAGUCUGUUGGGUCUAGAGGGCAGCAGAGAGCACCCUUAUCUCUGAGUACCUGUCACUGACUUUAAACACUUAUACAAGUAAGAAGUUAUGUGAAAUAAUGUUUCAUGUUAUUAAACAUACAAACAGUAUCUUUUGCAUGUGAUCAUAAUUCAUUCAUCAUCAUCAUCAUCAUAUAUGGAAAAAAUUAAGUUCCUGAAGUCUCUAAACAAGAAAAGAAAGACACAGAUUCAGAGUUUGUCUCAUUCACCAAUGGUUUGCCUUUUAUUAAGGAAAUUUUCACGACACUAUCCAGAUCAAAGUAUUUUGCUUGCUGCAACAAAGCAUGGCGGUAUGAAAAUUAUUAUCUGUAAUUGCAAUCAGCAGAUAAUUUUCCUUAGAAAACCUUUGGAGUCAAAUGUGGCACAAAAUUGAAAUACCUGAUGUGAAAGUUUGUAUUCUACUAACUAUAUUUUCUUGUGUGACACCACUCUUUUUUGUUUUUGUUUUUUACACUCCAGGGACCACAAAGGUUCGUGAUAUUCAUAUUUGCUGCCAUCUUCUUCCUGAUGGGACUCUUCAUUUCAUGUGGCUUCAACGACACAAUCUAUCCUCCCUUCCAUGUGGACGUAAAUCACACGAUUAAACAC
This is a messenger RNA of Oreochromis niloticus (Nile tilapia), 2004 nucleotides long. Its product is annotated as leucine-rich repeat-containing protein 18-like. The transcript has 2 exons. The record is from RefSeq and is a predicted model, not a curated record. Gene Ontology annotation, molecular function: protein binding. NCBI's taxonomy places the organism in Eukaryota, Metazoa, Chordata, Actinopteri, Cichliformes, Cichlidae. Gene Ontology annotation, cellular component: cytoplasm. The coding region runs from base 480 to 1151 and encodes 223 amino acids.